AUGCGGCAGCCUUUGAGUUUCUAUUUAGAGCCUCCACCUUUGCCACUGGAAGAACUGGAACCUCCUGCUGAGAAGGUGGAGGAGAAGCCUAAAGAACCUGUAGAGAGCUGUAAAGAUGACCUCAGCAAGAAGAAACAGCAACGGCGGCGACGGAAUACUCGGCCAACCAACUCCUAUAUGCAGCAAGCACCAAUUCAUCACAGAGUAAACUACCCACCAGAGGUCUACCAGCCAGGACCUCCUCCCAAUUGGUAUGGGCCUCCACAGCCUCAGCAACAGGCUCCCUACUUUUCUACACAGCCGCUUCCACCUGGUGGUCCAGCAGCAGCAACAAGGUUCGGGUCCUCACAGUACAACAGUCCUAAGCAGGAACUGCGUACCAUGUUGCGUGCACGCCAGCCAGCCACACAGGGUUACAUUCAACAUAACACCCAGCAGGGCUUCUCACCCAGUAUGCACAUGUUGCAGUCAAAACAACGCAAUCAAUUCAUCCGGCAAACGCUGCGUGUACACCAACAAGGCCUCCAGAGAGGAUUACAAGUGGGUGACCAAGCGCACUACAAUCAACAGCUUGCAGGGAACCCACAGGCUACAUUACAUCAUAUGACCCAGGCACAAGGCCUCAAUCAAAAUUAUCCUUCCUAUAAUGGUAUGCCUAUGCAACAAGCAGCAGCAGUUAUGGAUCCUGUGUCGGGAGGAAUGAUGUCACAGAAUUUUGGUCAGUCGUAUCCUAAUGCUCAGAAUCCUGCCAUGCUACAAGGAAUGCAACCCCAAGGCCCUCAAGCACAAGCAACUGGCUUCAUGUCCCAGCAACAGGCCCAACAAGCCCAAGCACCUUUUAAUCCAGCUUCAAGAGUUUAUACGGUUCUUUCUUUUUUCUUUUUUUUUCCUUUUUUCUUUCUUUCUUCUAUUUUUUUCUUUUCCUUUUUCUUUCUUCUAUUAUUUCUUUUCUUCUAUUAUUUCUUUUCUUCUAUUAUUUCUUUUCUUCUAUUAUUUCUUUUCUUCUAUUAUUUCUUUUCUUCUAUUAUUUCUUUUCUUCUUUCUUUCUUUUCUUCUUUCUUUCUUUUCUUCUUUCUUUCUUUUCUUCUUUCUUUCUUUUCUUCUUUCUUUCUUUUCUUCUUUCUUUCUUUUCUUCUUUCUUUCUUUUCUUCUUUCUUUCUUUUCUUCUUUCUUUCUUUUCUUCUUUCUUUCUUUUCUUCUUUCUUUCUUUUCUUCUUUCUUUCUUUUCUUCUUUCUUUCUUUUCUUCUUUCUUUCUUUUCUUCUUUCUUUCUUUUCUUCUUUCUUUCUUUUCUUCUUUCUUUUCUUUUCUUCUUUCUUUUCUUUUCUUCUUUCUUUUCUUUUCUUCUUUCUUUUCUUUUCUUCUUUCUUUUCUUCUUUCUUUCUUUUCUAUAUUUUUUUUUUUUUUCUCUUUUUUUGUUUCCAUGCCAUUUGCAUAUGUUGCUUCUCCCCGCCCUUUUUGUAGGCUCCCGCCCCAGAUGACCCCCAGUGGCAUGCAGAGACACUCCAGCGCUAUGGGCUCCAUGUCUAACUACAGCCAGCUGGGGCCAACCGGUCCCCAGCAGAGCCACGCCUAUCUUCAGGGCAUACCCCCUCAAGCUCAGCAGCAGCAGCAGCAGCAACAACAGCAGCAGCAGCAACAACAGCAGCAGCAGCAGCUGCUCCAACAACAGCAGCAGCAGCAGCAGCAGCACCCUCAACAGGCAGCCUCACAGCAACAGGCUCAACACAUGUUGGUAAUGCAGAACUCGCAGAUACAGCCAGCCACACAGCAGCAACUUGUUGCCCAGCUGCACCGGCAAAUGGCACAAAACCCUACAGCACAGUACAAUAACUACCAACCACCUCAGUAUUAG
Molecule: messenger RNA, 1854 nt
Organism: Acanthosepion pharaonis
Lineage: Eukaryota; Metazoa; Mollusca; Cephalopoda; Sepiida; Sepiidae
Source: the annotation of a GenBank genome assembly